AUGACGUUACCUUUGCUUCUUCGAUUCAGUCUUGCUUUUGCUGAUCCUCUUGCGUCUCGAAAUCUGAUUAACGAUGCUGCGGGUCGGACAUAUGAUUAUAUUGUCGUCGGCUGUGGCAUAUCUGGCUUGGUAGUUUCAUCACGAUUGAGUGAGGAUGAAGACAUGACAGUGCUCUGUCUUGAGGCAGGGGCAUUAGAUGAAGGCGAGGAUGAAAUCUCGAUACCGUAUUACAUCGGACUUCAGCCUCCUGGCUUUUAUGAGUGGGGACAUCACACAGUCCCUCAAAGUCAUUUGGAUGGCGCAAGUCGUCAUAUCCCAAUGGGCAAGGGUGUCGGUGGUGGUUCCUUGAUCAAUGGCAUGGUAUGGAAUCGAGGGAACCAGCAGAGCUUCAACGCUUGGGACGACAUUGGCAAUACCAACUGGAGCUGGAAUGCUCUUCUGCCUUUUUUUGAGAAGUCCGAGACGUACACUCCUAAAAGCUACGAAGGGGCCGAAAUCCAGCCAGUCCUUCAAGAUUCGGACGUCCAUGGCCAUAAUGGUCCUGUGCAGGUUUCUUAUCCAAACUUUUACUGGCCCCAGGCAGAUAAUUGGUUUGAGGCGCUACAGUCCCUCGGGAUUCCCACGUCGGCUGAGCCUAACGAGGGCCUUUCUGCCGGGGGAUACUAUCUGCCACUGAACAUUCACCCCGAUACUCAGACUCGAUCAGAUGCACGAAUAGCGUACUACAACCCCAACAUUGGCCGCAGCAACUUCAAUGUCCAAGUCAACUCUCAAGCAACAAGAAUCCUGUUCGAGCAGGGGGAUUCGUUAACGGCGACCGCAGUCGAAUUUGCUGCAGGUCCAUCGUCUGCAACCCAGACGGCAUAUGCUAGUCGCGAAGUCAUUCUAUCGGCUGGCGCAAUCCAUAGUGCCCAGAUUCUCGAACUGUCUGGGAUUGGGCAAGCCUCGGUUCUAGAGGCUGCCGGCAUCGAAUUGCUUCAAAAUCUCCCUGGAGUUGGUAAUAAUCUCCAAGACCAUGCGAUGAUACACCUUGACUACGCCUACACAAACCCCAACGUGCUUGACAUCAAUGAUUUCGCAGCCAAUUCUACUUUCAACGAUGAAUCUGCUGCCGAGUACUACUCUAGCAGGACUGGUCCUUGGACUGCAAAGCCUAGUUGUGCCGUCGCAUUCCCGUCAUUGCAACAGUCGACCGCUGAUGCUGCAGGAACACUAUCCGCUGCCCGCUCAGCGCCUCACAAUUUGCCAGACACAUACGUCAAUGAACCUACUCUUCAGCGCGGGUAUGAGGAACAGAUCGAUAGUAUUCUCAGCGAACUCGCAUCUGAGAACAUUCCUGCUUUUGAAAACCUCAACAACAAUGCUGGUGGGCUUGAUUUGGCGCUCAUGCGGCCCCUCUCGCGCGGAACAUCCCACGUCACUUCAGCGGAUCCGUUCGCUUCACCUAGGAUUGACCCUCGAUGGCUGGCCCACGAGUUUGAUUUUGAAGUCAUGAUUCUUGCAAUGCAACUGAACCAACGGAUCCUCAAUACAAACGCAAUUCAACAACUCCAGCCGUCAUACGGCCAUGUCCCAUACAAUGCCGAUGUAGAGACGCUGAGCGCAAUCCUGCGCGCUGGUAUCGGGACUGAAUUCCACUAUUGUGGGACCACAGCCAUGUUGCCGCUAGAUCUAGGAGGGGUUGUCAAUUCCGACUUGUUUGUUUACGGAACGUCGAACCUUCGAGUUGUGGAUACUGGCAUCUAUCCCAUGGUGCCAGGUGCACAUUUACAGGCUGUUGCCUUUGGAGUUGCGGAAAAGGCAGCCGACAUGAUCAAAGCAGCGCAAUAA
Exophiala mesophila is the source of this 1830-nucleotide messenger RNA. RefSeq lists its product as uncharacterized. Gene Ontology annotation, biological process: secondary metabolite biosynthetic process. The record is from RefSeq and is a predicted model, not a curated record. The coding region runs from base 1 to 1830 and encodes 609 amino acids. NCBI's taxonomy places the organism in Eukaryota, Fungi, Ascomycota, Eurotiomycetes, Chaetothyriales, Herpotrichiellaceae. Gene Ontology annotation, molecular function: flavin adenine dinucleotide binding; oxidoreductase activity, acting on CH-OH group of donors. The transcript is spliced from 3 exons.